AUGAAGCUGGCAGCAAAGACCUUCACACCAAGCACCGCAGAUCUUCCCUUCACAGAUGCAGGUGCGAGCGAAGACUCGGGUAUGGCCAAUAAGCCCGGUGAGCCCGCUUUCCAGUUGUGGCUCGACGUGAAAAAGGUGGUAUUUCCAACCACUUCAGAACCAUCCUAUGUGAAUCUCCGACUUCACAAUCCGACAGACAAGAGAAUCACAUUCAAAGUUCGUUGCACUUCAGCGGAGCUGUUCCGUGUUCAACCGCCGAUUGCAUUCAUCAAUGCCGGUGCAACUGUCAAUCUUGUGAUGUGGAGCGCCAACACCCACCUGCAGCCGGAGAAGAAGCAUUAUUUCGCAUUUUACCACAAAAAUGCGUCUCCGAGUGCUCGUCAGUCUCCGCCACUAUGGAAGGAUGGGCUGAAAGACGCGGAAGGAGUUCGUCGUAUCCCUGUCGUCUUCCUUCCUCCAUCAUCGUAGAAAGGAACGCUAAUAAGAAUUUUUACAUUGAAUUUAACGAUCUAAAAUUCAUUUUUUGUAAAUGCCACCAAAUAAAACGUUCACUUGUG
Molecule: messenger RNA, 557 nt
Organism: Caenorhabditis elegans
Lineage: Eukaryota; Metazoa; Nematoda; Chromadorea; Rhabditida; Rhabditidae
Gene: F57A10.2
Product: Major sperm protein
Exons: 4
Coding region: 1-468 (155 amino acids)
Source: RefSeq, marked reviewed